Messenger RNA from Zeugodacus cucurbitae (melon fly), 2045 nucleotides. RefSeq lists its product as uncharacterized. NCBI's taxonomy places the organism in Eukaryota, Metazoa, Arthropoda, Insecta, Diptera, Tephritidae. The transcript has 5 exons. The record is from RefSeq and is a predicted model, not a curated record. Bases 97 to 1794 code for a protein of 565 amino acids.
GUCAAACUCAAUUGAAUUUGUAUCUGUUUAUUUAUUGCAUUUAUUAUCUUCUUCAGGAAUUUUUAAUUUCAACCGCCUCAAGUUGUAUCAUUAAUUAUGCCAGAAAUACUUACUAUUAUUCCACCUUUAAGUUUGACCAACGAAAAUUUAAGUGAAACGGACGGAGUCUCUACUGAUCGCUCAAUCACCUCCAUUAAUGGAAUUCCGAGUACUAGCAGAGAGCAUAUAGUGGCGAAUUCAAUCAGAUGUGAGAAAAAUCCAAUGCAUAAUGGAAGGAUUAAAAAGACACGUAAAUUCAAUAGUCGGCGAAGUCAGAAAAAAGUGGCUUUGAAAGUUGGUUUGCCCCAAAAGAGCGCCACUGCGCUUUCCGUGAAAUCUCAAAUUCCUCGUGCCCCGUUACGAAAACCGUCCGCCUCACUUAAAACCCACGCCUUUAGAACAUUAUCACCAAAGCCAAAGGAUAAUGUAGAAAUCUCUGAAUGCAAGCCCACAAAAGAAGCGACAAUAUCCAAACCUGAAGUGCAGCCAUUGACCUCGACGAAUUUGGUGCAACUGCAGCAGUGCAGAAAUCAUAUUUCUCAAAAACUGGAACUUGCAACAACAUCAAACUUAUCCACAACCCAAUUAUCUUUGCGGCGCCAAAAUACAGCAGCCAUUUUGAAUUUUCGUAUCCGUAAGUCGAUUACGCAAAUGGAUUUAAAGCGAACCUGUCGAGACAAUAACAUUAAUUAUCCGAUAUUGACUUCGUCACAAUCACAAUCGCUGGGUGGACACUCAACAAAUCCCAGUGCUUUGAUGCCGAGUAGAACAUCUCAUAUAGCUGGCAUAAUGGGAGCAUCCAGCCAAUCCUCGUUGGUAAACAAGAUGUUCGAUCAAAGCAAUUAUUAUUAUGUAAUUCAGGAUCGCGACCCAAAGGUGGCCGGAAUGCGUAUUUUUGCAACAGUCAUGUUAAAUGCAUGGCGAAAACGGCGAGACGAAGUAAAACGCCUUAUGGAGGAGGUAAACAACCUAAAACGUGGUUCAAUUAAAGCAAAGAACCAACUGCAUGUGUUCAACACCCUCUUUCGAGUUGAGCAAAAACGUAAUGAUGAACUCAGUGUUCAGCUCAAGCGGUCUUUAGAAGAUAUAAACAACACAAAAUCUUCUUGCGAGAGUCUUACCACUUCACUAAUUAGCUUAAAGGCUGACAGAUCACUACUUGAACAGCAGAUCCAAAUUAAAGAACAAGAAUUCGAUGGUCUCAAUGCAAUACUCUCUCAGACAAAGUCGGACCUAUUUAAGGCAAUGGCUCUACAACGGGAGCUGCAGGCAAAUUUAUCCAGUGAGCAACGUAAAGUUCAAGCCUUAGAAGCACAGAAGAAGGAACUUAUUAAUGAAAUUUGCGAAGUAAACAAUGAAUCUUUGCAAAGGGAAGAAAAGUUGGCUAACGAAAUUAGGGAUAAAAACAAUGCUCUAACCGCUGCGCUCACUAAGCUGGAGUCGUUUGAAUGGGAAAUGAAUGAAUUGAAAAAGAAAACACUGGUGUUGGACAGUUGCUUGGAAGAGGAGUCACAAUUGCGGAAAGAAGUUGCAAAUCUGUCCCGUGAGGUAGAAACUUUGCAACAAUGUUUGGCAGCCACUUUGGGUAAUCGUUUACGUGCCUACUGGAACAAUUCUAUUGCUUAUCAGCGUGCCACGUUGCAUCUGGUACAUUGGAUCGCUUAUUGUACGCUACCAGCAACACCACCACCGAAGAUUACAGCAUUUCCGUUUGGUCUUACUCUCGAAAAGGCGCUAAAUAUUGUUAAACGUUAGCAACGAUUUGAUAGCAUCGCCGGCACUUCUUUGACUACUCAGUUGUAUCGAAACAGUACGGCUUUUUGUUUUACUUUUAAUUGAUAUUCUUUAAUUUAUUUUAUCAUUUUAUAUAUUUGGUUUUGAAUUGAGCGAAAGAAACUGCAUAUGUGUACAUGUACGUAUAGCAAAAUGUAUUCCAAUCUUGCACUUAUUUACACGUACUAUAUAAAAACUUCAGAUAAAACAAAUAAAUAAUAUUAUUGAGUUAA